Ruditapes philippinarum (Manila clam) is the source of this 1047-nucleotide messenger RNA. RefSeq names its product LHFPL tetraspan subfamily member 6 protein-like. NCBI's taxonomy places the organism in Eukaryota, Metazoa, Mollusca, Bivalvia, Venerida, Veneridae. The transcript is spliced from 3 exons. The record is from RefSeq and is a predicted model, not a curated record. Bases 175 to 810 code for a protein of 211 amino acids. Gene Ontology annotation, cellular component: membrane.
CAUAUGGGCGGAUCAUUUAAUUCAUUGAAUAUAAUUAUGUGGAAAUAUUUGUUGAUACACAUUUUCAGGAGUAAAAGAUUUGUAGAUAAAACAGUUAUUAUUUGAAUUGUAUAUUGCUAAUUGUUUAAUUAAAAUUGAAUUUUAAUAAAAAAAAUACAUGAAUUAAAAGCAAAGAUGUCUGGAUUAUCAGGAGUCGGAAUGUUUUGGGCAUUUUCGUCUUUUAUAUCCUCAGUGUUAAUAUGCGUUGGAUACUUUUUGCCAUACUGGAUAUCUGGACAAAUGUAUUUUCAAUUCAGUGGAAAGUCGGAACAAACUAUUCCCGUACAUUUUGGUAUUUUCCGACGCUGUAAUUAUCCAGCAUUAAGUAAAGAUGGAGAGCUUACUAUGAUACUUGAAUGUGGGAAAUAUACCACUUUCUCGGACAUUCCAAGUAUAUCAUGGAAAAUAGCGACUCUUGUAAUUGGGUUUGCAUGUGGUAUAUGUUUUCUUGUGUCAUUAACGGCAAUAUGUGGCCUUUGUAUUAAUGGUAUAAUAGUUCCGACGGUAGCACGGUCGGCGGGAAUUCUUCAAUCAUGUUCAGUUACAGGUCUACUAAUGGCUACGGGUGUUGGUAUAUAUCCUAACGGAUGGGACAGUCCUGAGAUACAACAAGCUUGUGGCAACACCUCAAAGUCCUAUAGUCUUGGCAACUGUUCUUUAUCAUGGUGUUUCUACCUGACGUCUGCUGCUAUUGGAAUAACUUUAGUGUGUUCAGCUCUUGCUUUUUACGCGCCGAAACGGAAACAGAUCAUUACCGGAUAUGCAUUAUAGACAUGUGCACAUAAUAAACACGUGACAUAAACUAAUGCACAACAUUUGUGAUAAUAGUGAUCUCAACGUAAUUUAUCAAUAAGUUUUGGUACAUGUUGUUGACUAUUCGAAUACUUUUCGAUAAGUAAAGUACUAUAUAGACAGAAAUAUGCAUUUUCAAUAAAACGUGCUAUGAAAUGGAAAAGAACAACUUUAAAAGUAAUUUUGAAGUUGUGUAGAAGGAACAGAAAGUUAUUA